AUGUACUUCGAGAGGAAGGAGCUCAUCCAGUCGCUGGAUCUGCUUUGCUUCGUCCUCUUCGUCUACACAUGGCUUCUCGACAACCGCACCUUCCUCCUCCUUGUCAAGGCUGCCCUGCAAGUCCAGUUCUGCAAUCCUCUGCAGAUCUGCCCGACAUGGUCCUUACCCUUCAUCGUCGUCUUUCUUUGCUCGCUCAACCUCACCUGGGCCCUAGUACACUUGUGGACUCCCGCAAGCAAGACGAAUACCGGGGAAUCGAUCCUAAUCGACUUUGUCGGUCACACCACCCUUCCCGGUCGACUACACAUGCUUCUCAUCGAUGCGGUCGUAUGGGGCGCGCAGCUUUUGAUGACUGUCAUCGCUUUCGAGAUGGGAAAGGAUGAGGUGAAGGGCGACGAGGAGCCGAGCGAGCUGGACGAUCGAACGACGUUGUUUGACGAGGACGAUUUGGGUCAGGGUUGGAAUGUGCGCGAUGAAGAGGCGAAUCUGUUCGGGCUGGAUCAGGAUGACGAGAGGAAGAGACAGCAUACCAGCCUCACCCAUCACGUUGCAGUUGUACGAUUGCGACCGAUAUACGACCAGAUCCUGGCCCGACAGUUCUUACCAGAUCCACCCGCCGAAGAAACUCUUCCGGAUCCUGCACCAUCCCCACAAUCCCCACCAAUACCUCUAGAACCUUCCAAUAGACCAGACACGAGUCGCAUUCGACGCUUCUCUCGACGUCCACGCAAUACCACACCGGCGGUCACCGAACAAGACGAACCGUACAGGGGUCUGGGACCGGUAUCAGCCGACGACUCUUGGCCUCCCAUGUGGCUCAUCCUCGCCCGCAAUACCAUCGGUGGCGAGCUCAGAUUUCCAUCCUUCCGACCGAUGCAGGGUGUCGCUUCGAUACGGAACACUCUCUUCGGUCGAUUCGGAAGGACUCUGAGUCAGACUCCUGAUCGCUCCCAAUACACUCGGGUCAAUCCCGACGCACCGUCUGACAAUUGA
Messenger RNA from Pseudozyma hubeiensis SY62, 993 nucleotides. RefSeq lists its product as hypothetical. The transcript has a single exon. Lineage: Eukaryota; Fungi; Basidiomycota; Ustilaginomycetes; Ustilaginales; Ustilaginaceae. Gene Ontology annotation, biological process: SREBP signaling pathway. The coding region runs from base 1 to 993 and encodes 330 amino acids. The record is from RefSeq and is a predicted model, not a curated record. Gene Ontology annotation, cellular component: Dsc E3 ubiquitin ligase complex.